UAUGAUCUGUGGUUCGAUAAGCUCCACCAGCUGGAGUAAUCUGGAAAUUCCGGAUGUAGCGCCAUGCUCCAACCGUAAGGAUCCUUCCCUUACUUUCAAUUAAGGAACGCUUACAGUCUCAUCAGCCAAGACGAAUUCCAUUGUCUCUACGGAUUGAAUGUAUUGUUUCCAAGCGUGUAGCACCUUUACAUGAACCAACCAAGUGUUUUUCCACGGUUUCAAGUCGCCGAAGAGGACAGAUUUUUCAUUAGGACCUUUCGAUGCUUGGAUUUGCAUUGAAGGUGAAAUUUUUUUAGUAGCCAUAGAUUUAUUUUUUGGUUUGUUGGAAGGUUGCGCUUUGAACAGGAAACUGGUGAAGGGUUCUUAUAGUAUUGAUCGGAAUUUAAGCUAGGUGUUAGGUUUGAUUGUAAACUUGGGGAGAAAGUUGAGGGAUGUCGAUUUGGAAAAUCAAAUCUUCAUAUAUUUAGAGAGAUUUUCGGUUAUAUUUUAUGAGUGUUCUUCAAGAUUGGGAAUAUUCUCUUUAUUUGAUUUGAUUUUGAAAAUCUUAUAGUGCUAAAUGGGUUGUAAAUUCGAAAAUAUUCCUUAAAUUUUCGAAAACUAUAUUAUAGAAGUGGUGGGCUUAAAUUUCUGAUAGUAUAGAAUAGGUGGGCUAGUCAUUUUCGUAAAAGGCUUUUAAAUAAUUCAAAAGUUUUUGGGCUGGAAUGUUUUGUAAUUAAAAGGAAAAUUCAGGGGUAUAAUCCUAAAGAGGAUUCUGUUUUAAUAGUAUAGAUACUGUAUAAAGGUUUUCACACACAUCAAAAAAUAAUAAAUAUAUCCUUUUAGCUAUUAGUUUUUGGUUUUAUCAAUAAAUUUUCUCCACUCAAAAUUUUGCUUUAAAAUUUAUAUAUAAGUUUUAAAAACAAAUGCAUUAAUUAUAUCCUAAAAAUUAAUCUUUUGUAUACAAAAUCUAUUCGAUUUAAAUUGAAGUAGAAAAUAAUACUUUCUUAUUUGUAAGUGGUUUUUAUAGAUUUUCAUUCUUUUUUAACUAAUUUGAACCAUUUCAUUUAUUGUCUUUUUUACUUUAUUUAUUACAAAAUAUAAAACAUAACUUACUUAUUUUUAUAUGUUUAAUUACAUUUUUUAUAUUUUUUCCUCUUUCAAAAUAUUUCAUUAAUUGUAUUUACUAUAACAAUUCAGCUUUAUUUAUUUAACGUGUUAACCAUAAUAAUUUUACAUAUUUGAAUAAAAUUAUUCUAUUAGUAAAGAAUUCAAAUAGGUUAACAAAUUUUCUUUAUUUGUUUUCAUUAUAUCUUGUGCGUUUUUAUAGGAAUAUUUGGGUAGUAGUAGCUGGCGUUAUCGAAGUACGUACUUUAUCUUUGACUCAGUAAAGUUAUAAUUAAAUGUGCAGUGUUUUUUCUCUUUUUCUUGUUGUAUAAAACUAUAAUUUUUGCAAAAGAUGGUGAUUGGUGAGAUCAGUGUGGUUUUCAAAAAUUACCCUUGAAUACUGUCUCGUAUUUGUUUGUUUACACAUAUGCACUUCUUCUAUUUUAGAAAGAUAGAUUUUACAAAGUAUUCACGCAUUUUAAAAAUAUAAUAAAUAUUUACAAUUAAAUUUAUUAUUUAUAUCACUAUAUAUUUUUUAAUAACUAUCAACUAAUAUUAUUUAAUCAAUUCAAAUAUUUUUAAUUAAUGUUUUUUAAAAAUAUAUAAUUUAUCAAUAUUAACUAUUAAAAAUAUCUGAAAAGUUUAAAAAAUUUAUUUUUUUAGAACAAAAAAUAACUCUACAAAAUUCUAUAUUUCUUUCUAUGCACGUAUAUUUACUCCCGAAUAUCCCCCCUCCCCCCUGAAAUUCACGUUUUAUUGUUUUGUUAAUAAAGUGUUGCUCGAACGUUCGACAUCUUUUUAAAAAAAUCGACACCGAAAGGAAUAAUUGGUUGACUAACAUUUUGUUUUUGUUUUCACAGUACAUACUUGCCGAGCUGUGCCUAGGGAUACAUAACAAAUUGCCUCAAUUCAUAUAUAUACACAAACUUAUAUAAUAAUGUGUCACUAUCCCAAUAAAUAAAUAAUUAGAGUAAACAUCAAAAUAUAAAAAUUAAAUUUCUAAGAUCGACAUUUAACAGCUGUUUAUAGACAAAAUGACAUUAUGUCCACUUACUCUCUUUUGUGAUAUUUUUUUUUUGUCAACCUCUUUUGUGAUAUAUUUGUACAAACGUAAGAUAUGGACAUAUUUAAAUUUGAGAAAACUUAUUUCAGCAGAUGCAUCAUUACCUGAAAUUAUAAAAAUAUUAGGGGUUGAUUAGGCCAGUUAAUAUUUUUAACCUUUCUUAUAAUAUAGUAUUUCAAUAAGCCUCUUAGAUUUUGGUAAACUUUAAUUUUCUAAUAAUGCAACUAAUUUACAAACAGAAUUUUUUUUUUAAAAAAAAUUAGAAACUUGGUUGAACAAGUUUAUAUGGGUAAAAAUAAAUGGAGCAGACGGGGUCGAUAAUUAGAAGUUUAUAUUAGCUCAAUGUUCAAUUAGAUUUCUUGGAGUAUCUCAUAAGAUCACAUUGCAUUUACUUUCUUGUUUUGAAACUCAAUUUUAUGUUAUUUUAUUUACAAGAUGAUGCAGGUGAAAGUUUAUUUUCCCCUCGCGAAGGCACAACUCUGCAUACGUGAUAAAUAUCAUACAUUUCAAUAAGUUCACAAUUACUUUUUUGUAACAGUUGUUUAUUUUUCUCGCCGGCCAAGACUUCAUCUUUCUUUAUUUGAUGUAUUUACGUUAUUGUACUAUCCUUUGUCUUAUUAUUAUGAACAAAAAUGCAUUGAACAGGCUUCUUCUUAAAAUAAAUUACAUGUUACUAGUUGCAAUUAUCUGUUAAUGAGUUAAAGCAUGAAAAUGCUACUAAUAAUUCUUUUCUUUCUAUAAAAAUGUAGUAUUAAUCGGCUGCAAAGUCGUACAAUAUUAUAGAAAAUGUUGUUAACAGAAAAAAUGCUACUUUCUCCCUUUCUAAAUGAUGUAUGUUUUAGAGUUUUCACACAAAUUACGAAAACAUAUUAUUAAAUAUAUUGUUUUUUUUUUGUGAUUAGCUAUGUUCCAUAUUUUCUAACCAAUUAAAAUUUAUUAAACCCAAUUAAUGUUUUCAAAAACAUUUUUUUCUCUAAAAUAUGAAUUAUAUUUAAGUAUCUAUCUGCAAAUAUUUCAGCCAACAAAAAUAUUAAAACGGAUAAGUUUUGGUAAUAAGUAGACACUAACACAUGUAUCACCUCUUCAGUUUAAUAUAAACUAAAAUCCCUGUGAAUAAUUUAUGUGUAGGUAGUAUCCAUUUUUUUUUGUCAACAGGUAGUAUCCAUUUAUUUCUAGUAAACUAAUAAAAUAAAUACUUUUAGCAAAAAAAAGGUAAUAAAAUCAUUAUUAGGUAACUGAUAAUGGACGGACGAUUUAUUUUUAUAUUUAUUUUUAUUCCGCUAUUCGUAAUCUUUGUAACAUCUGUCAAAAACAAAAAUUUGGUAUAAAAUUUAAUAUUUACACCUAAAAAAAAUCUUCGCUUGUUUUACCUAUAUCAAUUCAGAAGAAAACAAACGAACCAUAUAGGACCACCCCUAUGGAUCUAGUUUCAUUGUUGCUUAAUUGCUUUCCCCGAUGGUUCAUGGAUACAUUUGGCUAGAUGCCUGUCAUGUUCAUUUUUCUUUUCAAAAAAGAGUUAACAUAAAUGAAGAGGAGAAAGAGAACUGAUGAUCAGAGUUAAAAAAAAAUGGAUGAAUUUCAUGAUUACCAACUUUAUAGUAUCAUUAUUAAUCUUUACAUUCACUAAUAGAAUAUUUUUAAAAAUACAUUUUUCAUUAACUAGCAAAAGAUUUUUAUAUCUUUGUUCUCUAUAUAUGUAAUAAAUAAUUAUUUAAAUAAAUAAAAAAUGAAAAAAAAAUAAUUUUUUAGUGUUUCCGAAUUAUACAUUUUCAAAUUCAAACUUUUUUAUAAGUUUUUUUCCGAUUUUUUUCUUUCUAAAUUUCUUUUUGAAAAUCAAAACUUAUGUUUCAAACUAUUUUUAAAAUAUUUUAUAUUUUUUUAUAUUUAUUAGAAUUCUAAAUUUCACAUUCUAAAAACCCUACAUCACCCCUUAACUCUAAACCCUAACUCUAGAUUAGUUAACGUUAAAGAUAUAAAUAUUUUUUUUAUUGUUCAUUAGAAGUGAAGAUAAAAUUGGUUAGUGUAAAUAUGAAAAGUGGUACUAUGAAUAUGAUAUUUAUUGUAAUUUUUUUUUUAAAUAAUGAAAAGAUGAUAAAGUAAUCUCAAUUGUUAUAAUACUGUAGAGAAGUUGACAAGUUGAUGAUAUAUUCAACAAUUGUCCAUUUUAUCAAUUAGAAUUACUCUUUUCGUGUUUUUCUUCUUCUUUUUUUUUGUUGCUUAAGAGCUCGACUUCCUUAUCAGACGUAAUAUUGUCAUACAACACGACAAACCAAUUUUGGGAGUCAAUGUAGCAUAGAUUUUUAGCAACAAAAAAAACAAAAAAAAUUAGCUAAGAUUAUACGCAAUCGAUCGUCAUGCAUGACAUUAUCAAGACGUUAACGAAAUGAACUUAAAAUAAAACAAACAAGCUCCCUAAGUAAAUUUCAUUAUAUCUUGUUAGCUAAAUAAUAUUCAGUUUAUUGUGUUUUCAUUUAAUUAUGUUAAUCUAAGGUACACCUAAAAGAUCUAAGAACCUUAAUUAAAUCUAGAUCACACGAGAAAAUAUAUUUUGGGAAAAUGCUAUUGGGAAUUGUUGUUUGGGUUGUGCUAGUGCGAUAAUAUAAACGUUUUUAUUAUUAGAAAUAAAAUGCUAGAAGUGAUCUAGUUGGUAGAAAAUACAACUACAUGACCUUAUUAUACCCAAAAGUUAGCUAUUUCUGUUUGCAAAAUAUUUAACUGGGAAAACUUUCACCCCCCCCCCACCCCCUCUAGAAUUUUAAGUUUUUAAAAUAUAAUUUACGCCAAUGCUUAAAAUGAUAUACAAUUUAUACAUAGUCCAGGAUGGUUUUAAAAAUCACAAGUUUAAAAGAACCUUCCUUAAAUAUGGUUUUACAAUAAUGUUUUUUAAAUUUUUUUAUAUAAUGCACUUUAAAAUUUUAUUCAUUGUGUUGUAAACCAAUAAAAUUUUCAGCUUUUCAUACAUUUAAACAAAACAACUCAAAUUUAACUAUAAAUAUAGUAUUUAUCUGUGAUUAACAAUUUUAAUAACUUAACUACAAAAUGAUUUUUUUGACACUUUAAAAAUAACUUUUUUUUUUGAUAAGGUACUACCUCUUAUUUUAAUGUCGAUUUCAAUACACUAUUCCCUUUGUAUCAUUUUAAGAAGUGUUUAAAGUUUUUGCACAAAUAUUAAAAAAAUAUAAAUUUUUAUAUAAUUGACUUUGGUUACAUAAAAUAACAUUAAAUAAAACUAAUUCAACCAAGAAAAAAAGAUGCAGUAUUUUAUAAUUGGUCAAAAAUUUCAAAUGAUACUAAAUUUUACAUAGAAUUGUGAGAACAUCAUUUAUUUUGAAACAAAAUCAAAAUCUUUAAACAUUAGUUAAACUGACAUAGAGGGAGUAUAUCGUAAUUUCAUUUAAAAUAUACUAGGAAACAAAAAUUCACUGUAUAAAUAAACUCACUUUGUCUCUCUUACGUGGUCAGAAAUAUCUAAGACUCUUUUUGUUUUUCUUUCAUUUCGACAAGAAAACUAAGAAACAGACAAAAAGACAAUGGACGGAACAGUCAAUGUUCUUUCAAACUUAAGCGACAUAGAACUACACAACUUCUUGGUCGAUCCAAACUUCGAUCAGUUCAUAAAUCUCAUUAGAGGAGAUGAUCAAACCAAUAAAACCCCAUCUCUUGAGUUCGAUCUUGGUGGUCCUUUCCAAAACAGUCCAAGUUUCGUCGACGAGAACCAUUUUAUCCCAUCACAUGUCAAUGACCUUUUCGACGAACUGCCUGACUUGGACUCCAAUGUCGCCGAGUCCUUCCGUAGCCUCGACGCAGAGAGUGUUAAGGCAGGCGGUGACGACGAUUACAACGACUACGACGACUCUUCAGCCACCACGACGCAUACUGAUGGAAGCCGUAAGACGAGGACGGAUCGGUCAAAAACUUUGAUCUCUGAGAGGAAAAGGAGAGGCCGUAUGAAGGAUAAGCUUUACGCAUUGAGAGCUCUUGUUCCUAACAUUACUAAGAUGGACAAAGCAUCUAUAGUUGGAGAUGCGGUGGCGUAUGUUCAAGAACUGCAAUCCCAAGCCAAGAAACUCAAGGCAGACAUCGCUGGCCUUGAAGCUUCUUUAAACUCUACUGGAGGGUACCAAGAACCUGCACCAGAUGCUCACAAAACUCGUCGCGGUCUCAAUCCUCCUGUUUCCAAGAAAAUUAUUCAGAUGGAUGUUAUUCAGGUAGAGGAGAAAGGAUUUUAUGUGAGAUUGGUGUGUAAUAAAGGAGUAGGUGUUGCUCCAUCACUCUACAAGUCUUUGGAGUCUCUUUCAAGUUUCGAAGUGCAAAACUCCAAUCUAAGCUCUCAUUCUCCUGACACAUACCUCUUGACAUAUACAUUGGAUGGGACAUGUUUUGAACAGAGUUUAAACUUGCCUAACCUGAAGCUGUGGAUCACUGGAUCACUUCUAAACCAAGGUUUUGAAUUCGUCAAGGCAUUUACUUGAUUCUAUAAUGCAAUCUGAUUAAUAACCGGUUAUGCAUUUCACUGAUUGUCUUCCUUUAUGUAUGUUUCAUAACUUCCAUGGGUAUAAUUUUUAAUUCUAAAGCUGAUGAGUAGUAUUUUUUCAUUUUGCUUAUAAUCUCAACUCUUUUAAGUUUGUCAUAAGAGAGUGAUGUUAUUGGAAGACCAUUCACAUUCUUGAUUCUACGUCUUGAUUAUAUUCUUCA
This is a messenger RNA of Brassica rapa (field mustard), 6841 nucleotides long. Its product is annotated as transcription factor FER-LIKE IRON DEFICIENCY-INDUCED TRANSCRIPTION FACTOR. Lineage: Eukaryota; Viridiplantae; Streptophyta; Magnoliopsida; Brassicales; Brassicaceae. Gene Ontology annotation, cellular component: nucleus. Gene Ontology annotation, biological process: regulation of DNA-templated transcription. Gene Ontology annotation, molecular function: DNA-binding transcription factor activity; sequence-specific DNA binding; protein dimerization activity. The record is from RefSeq and is a predicted model, not a curated record.